Asparagus officinalis (garden asparagus) is the source of this 2557-nucleotide messenger RNA. RefSeq names its product splicing factor, suppressor of white-apricot homolog. The record is from RefSeq and is a predicted model, not a curated record. Gene Ontology annotation, molecular function: RNA binding. Gene Ontology annotation, biological process: mRNA 5'-splice site recognition; RNA processing. Bases 99 to 2360 code for a protein of 753 amino acids. Lineage: Eukaryota; Viridiplantae; Streptophyta; Magnoliopsida; Asparagales; Asparagaceae. The transcript has 5 exons.
AUGAAAUACAAAAUUUCCAACUUCAUCAUCUUCCCCAUAUCCUAGGGUUUCUCUCUUCUCCUCGAUUUCUUCCAAUCCCUCUCUAAUCUCAAUAAUCCAUGGCCAUAGAUCUAAACAUCGAAGGCCGCCACGCUCUCCUCUUCGACGACGACGCCAGCGCCGCCUUCGUCGACUCACGCGCAGCGCUCGUGCCGUGGACCGGCGACGAGUCUCUCUUAAUCGAUCGCUACGAUGUCCGUCAUCUCCUCGAUCGGAUCCCUCCUCGUUCGAAGAAGCUGCGGUUCGUUGAAGACACCGGCGGCGUUUCUCAAUCCGAACUCGAUCGCGAGAGAUUCUUAGAUCUCCCUUUGAAUAACGAAGAUGAAGAAACAACUGAAAGAUCAGAAGCAACAGGUUCCGGCUCUUAUCAAGCUGUUCCUUUUUCUUAUGGAAACAAUGGCGGUUUAGCUGAUCCCAACAGCUAUGGACAAGAUCAUUCCUCUUACCAUCCACCCUUUUCAGUGCCUACAAGCCUAAUUAGCAACCUGCCUCCUACAGAGAAGUUGCAUCAAAUCAUGGCAAGAACUGCUUUAUUUGUGAGUGAGCAUGGAGGCCAAUCAGAGAUUGUCUUGAGGGUGAAGCAGGGAAAUAACCCAACAUUUGGAUUUUUGAUGCCCGACAAUCAGCUUCAUCCAUAUUUUCGCUUCCUUGUUGAUCAUCCCCAUCUUUUAAAAACUGAUAACACGCAGGAAGAUAAGAAAUUAGAGGAUCAGGAGAGCGAGGCACUUUCUGCUGCAGGGGGGGCAUUAUCACUACUUGGAUCUCUAUAUGGAACUGGCGAAGAUGACGAUAAUACUCAUCAACAAAAACCUGAAGAAGGGGAGGCCACAAAACCAAAUGCUGGUAGAGAUUCAUUGUCACCUCAUAAAUCAGUAAGAGAAGAGUAUGCUCCUUCCGCAUCUAUAGAAGACAAAGAAACUAUAAAGCGUGCAAUUUCUGUUCCUACUAAGGAGAGGGGCCUUUUACUACCCAAAAAGAACCACUUUUUAAAUUCUGGAUCCAUUACUAAGAAAGUAGAAGCUGCUACUUCACAGCAUGGCAUCACAAACAGAACGAAUUCUCAACCAAGUAAAACAGAUGCCAAACCACUAAUCUUGGAGCCUCCGUCUUUCUUAAAGAAAGCAAUAGAUAAGAUUGUAGAAUUCAUUCUUAAAAACGGAAAAGAAUUUGAAGCAGUCCUCAUUGAGCAAGAUAAAACAGCAGGAAGAUUUCCGUUUCUUCUGUCAGCCAACCCAUUUAACCCAUAUUAUCUCAAGGUUCUCGAAGAAGCUAAAGAGUCAAAAUCACCAAGCAAGAAACCCUUAGAUAAACGGAAAAGAAGAUCCCAAGAACCAUCUGUCAGUGAAUCCACCGCUGACGAGGAACUUGAAGAUCGAUACCUACAUCCUCAAAGAAAGGAUAAAUUCAAAAUGACAAUUGGGUCCAAAAAGGAAUCAAACGACCGUCCCACAGAACCCAUUAAGAGAUCCGGAGUAACAACCGACGAAGCUGCAGCCAUAGUUCUUGCAGCAACAAGAGGUCGAAGCCCAGCAUUUCAAAAUUCAUCAGCUGCUGAUUCUGAAUCAGCCCAAACAUCAAAUAUCCUCAAACAAAUUCCUAAACCUCCUGUUUCAAUUGCUAACGCCAUUGCAAAAACUGCAGCAAUUGCAACUGCCAGCGAGGCUGAUUCUUCUGAGGCAACCCUCACGAAAGAACAAAAGCUCAAGGCCGAAAGGCUGAAAAGAGCUAAGAUGUUUGCUGCUAUGAUUAAAAGUGGUGUUAACCCGACAUCUCAAUCGGUGCACUCUACCGGUACUCAAAAUGAAUCUGUGGAGAAUCAUGAAGAAAGAGAAGGCAGUUCUGUGCCUUUUGAUGCAGAAUUUUCAGGCAAAGAUAGAAACUAUCGAAAGAGACAUCAUUCAAGGUCAAGGGACGAAGAAGAAGAAGCGGAAGAGGAUGAAGACUCAGAUGAGGAUCAUAAGCACUCGAGAAAGAAGCAUCAUAAACAUCAUCAUCGUCAUCAUAAGCAUCGCCAUCAUCAUCAUCGGCGUCAUAAGAAUCACAGUGAUUCAGAGAGUGAAAACAAGCAUGAGAGGAGUUCGAGGCAUCGUCAUAGGCAUAAGAAACGUGAAUCAUCUGAAGAUGAGGAAAGAGAGAGGUCUCAUAAGCAUAGGAGAAAGCAUAGAUCUCCUUCUGAAAUUGAAGAGGGUGAGAUUGAAGUGGAGACUAAGGAUGCCGUAGAUUCUCAUGUUGAAGAAACGGAUGCCAAGGUAUCAGAGAUUACUGAGGUUCCUAGUGACCUGAGAGCCAAAAUCCGAGCUAUGUUGUUGGAAACCGCAUGAGCUAAGGUUUUUAGCAUAAUAUUGUCGAUGUUGUAUGAAUGUUAUUUUCUUUGCUAUCAAUUGCAUAGAAUCCUGCAACCCUUUGUUGUAUGAUCCAAUGUCUGUUUAUUUUCUCAAGAAUUUUAUGUGCAAAUGCUAUAAAUAUUCGAAAUUCUUUGGCACGUAUUAUAAGCUCGAAUAGAAUUGAUAUUGUUUUA